Molecule: messenger RNA, 873 nt
Organism: Capronia coronata CBS 617.96
Lineage: Eukaryota; Fungi; Ascomycota; Eurotiomycetes; Chaetothyriales; Herpotrichiellaceae
Exons: 2
Coding region: 1-873 (290 amino acids)
Molecular function (GO): S-adenosylmethionine-dependent methyltransferase activity
Source: RefSeq, a predicted model, not a curated record
AUGUCCGACAGCAAGCCUUUCCGACGGGACCUCCCUUUCGAAGAAGCCCACGCCGGGCUCAAGCGGCAUUUCGCCACUUUCCAAGGCCCAAAGUACGCCGAAGGCUGGGCCGCGCUCUGGGCGGACGGCGGGUUCUUGCCCUGGGACCGCAUGGCACCUUCUCCAGCCCUGGCAGACACGCUGAUCAACCAUGUCGAAGUGAUCGGCCGUGCCAUCCUCGAUGAGGACGGGCAGACGCGGCGGAAACGCGCACUGGUUCCCGGCUGUGGGCGCGGAGUCGAUGUGUUGUUGCUGCAGAGCUUUGGCUAUGAUGCCGUGGGGCUGGAGUACAGCAAGGAUGCGGUCAAGGCGUGCGAGGAGUACGCAAGAGAACAUGCCGACGACUUUCCUGUGCACGACGAGAAGAUAGGCAGGGGCAGUAUCCAGUUUGUGCAGGGCGAUUUCUAUUCCGAUGAAUGGCUGGAAAAGACGGGCUUCGGGAAGGAUGCAAAAUUCGACUUGAUCUACGAUUAUACUUUCUUCUGUGCGAUGGACCCUAAGAUGAGACCAUCCUGGGCCAUGCGGAUGACGGAGCUGCUUCGAAAAUCAUCCCAGGCCAAUCUGAUAUGCUUGGAGUUUCCCACCACCAAGCCCGCUGCCGCCGGCGGUCCGCCGUUCGCGUCUUCCCCCAAAGCAUAUCUGGAACACCUGAGUUACCCUGGAGAAGAGAUCAAAUAUGACGCUGAGGGCAAUGUCGUGCCGAAUCCGCAGGCUCCAUCUAGUCCGGGCGCGCUCGAAAGAGUCGGACACUGGCAUCCUGCAGAUACACACAAAGUAGGCAAAGAUGCUGAUGGGAAGGUCGAGGAUUAUGUGUCUGUCUGGAGACAUCACUGA